AGGGAGGUGCUGUGGGUGGGUGGUUAGGCGGAGGGAAGAAAGGCUUCAGUAUAUCGACGAAGCUGACCUGGCACCUUCACUCAAUUAUGAAGGCCACUAAGUUCUUCAUCUUCGUCAUCAUACUAAAAGGGUCGCGGGGGGUUCGCAUCCAGGGCGUGGAGGUGCCCGGGGAGGUGCAGGCCGGGGAGGACGUGUCAUUGCGCUGCCGAGUUGACCCCUGGCCCGGACCUCUCUACUCCCUCUCGUGGUGGAAGGACGGCGCCCAGUUCUACCGCGCCGCCGUCACCGCCUUCCCCGCCGGCAGGAACGACACGCCCUCCAGCGGCAGCCUCGCCACCGUCUUCCCUCAGCCGGGACUGUCCGUGAAGGUGGGCGGGCGGGGCCUGGGACACGUGGUCCUGCAGGCCGUCACCGUGGCUGCCUCGGGGCUCUACAGCUGCGAGGCCGUGGCGGACUUCCCUUCCUUCUCGCAGCACCUCGUCAGCGCCAACCUCACCGUCGUGGAUCCCCCGGACACGAGGCCUGUAGUAUCCGGCUUCAGGGUUCGAUACCGCCCCGGGGAUCAGCUGACUGCCAACUGUACCGUGCUGCGCGCCCACCCGCUUCCCACGCUCACCUGGUUCAUCAACAGCAAAAAGAUCGUGAACGGGUCGCAAAAGGUGGUGGAGGUGGUGCCCGAGGAAGACCUGACCUCCACCCUCACCGGCAGGGUCUCCAUCCGCCUCCAGCACUCCCACUUCGUCGACGCCACCUUCAACCUCACCUGCGGGGCGCGGGUCGGGGCGGCCCUGUGGACGGCCACCACCAUCACGGGGCACCUGGCACGAGGCAGCCUCCAAACCUACCUGGGCGUGGGCGGCGACACGCGCGGGGACCACUCCCAGCCCUUCCAGAGCCUGCACGCCGGCCAGGCCGCAGUUGAGGGCUGUGGCCGCCUCAGCCUUCUGCUGCCCCUGCUGCCCCUGCUGGUGGGUGCUGCCGCCCGGCGCGUCACCUGCAGGGAGGCUGGCCGCCGCCUGCUGUACUGAAGACGAGGCUUUCUGCACGACAGACUAAGAUGGGGA
Molecule: messenger RNA, 1064 nt
Organism: Eriocheir sinensis (Chinese mitten crab)
Lineage: Eukaryota; Metazoa; Arthropoda; Malacostraca; Decapoda; Varunidae
Exons: 7
Coding region: 87-1028 (313 amino acids)
Source: RefSeq, a predicted model, not a curated record